Molecule: messenger RNA, 1357 nt
Organism: Magnolia sinica
Lineage: Eukaryota; Viridiplantae; Streptophyta; Magnoliopsida; Magnoliales; Magnoliaceae
Product: probable methyltransferase TCM_000336
Exons: 4
Coding region: 81-1172 (363 amino acids)
Biological process (GO): methylation
Molecular function (GO): S-adenosylmethionine-dependent methyltransferase activity
Source: RefSeq, a predicted model, not a curated record
AGAAAAAUCCAUACAUGUAUGAUAUAAAGUCAAGUUAGCAACCUCUCCAACUCCAAAAUACAGAUUUCCAAGUCCCAACCAUGGAUGUGGAGAAAGUCUUCCACAUGAAAGGUGGUCUGGGAGAGACAAGCUAUGCUAGAAAUUCAUCGCAUCAGAAGAAGGGGUUAGAAAUGGUGAAGCACAUAACCAUAGAGACCAUCAUAGAUCUCUACCUCACCAGCACUCCUCAUACCUUAGCCAUAGCUGAUUUGGGUUGCUCAUCGGGGCCCAAUACAUUGUCUGUGGUGGAGCAAAUUGUUGAUGCCGUGGAUGAAAGGUGCUGUAGGUAUCUACUACAGUCAUCGCCCGAGUUCCAAGUGUUCCUCAACGAUCUUCCGGCCAACGACUUCAACUCAAUCUUCAUGGCGUUGCCGGAUUUCCGUGCCAAGCUCAACAAAGGUGGAAGUAGGGAAGCUUGUCCUUGUGUUUUCUUUGCUGGGGUGCCUGGUUCUUUCUAUGGGAGGCUUUUCCCAAACAGAAGCUUGCACUUCAUUCAUUCCUCCUUUGGUUUGCAUUGGCUCUCUCAAGUACCACCAGCACUGAUGGACGAAAGCGGCACAUGGCUAAACAAGGGGAAGAUGUGCGUAUCAGAAUCGAGCCCUCCUCUCGUGUCCAAGGCCUAUUUCAUGCAGUUCCAGCAGGAUUUUUCACUCUUCCUUAAAUCAAGAUCAGAAGAGUUAAUUUCUGGAGGACGUAUGGUCUUGAUUUUAUUAGGAAGAAGUGGACAUCAGAGGGAGAUGGGCCACACUUUCUACUGGGAAAUGUUAGCCCGUGCCUUCGCUUGCAUGGUUUCUUCGGGCGAAGUGGAGGAGGAAAGUGUAGAUUCAUACAAUGUUCCUUUUUAUGCUCCAUCCAUGGAGGAAAUCGAAGGUCUGGUCCACGCCGAUGGAUCCUUUAGGAUCGACCGCUUGGAGAUGUUCGAAAUAGGUAGGGACGAUAGCAAUAGUAUGCAAGAUGGAGGGUCCAUGGCGAUGGCCGUGAGGGCCAUCCAAGAACCAAUGAUCCGUCACCACUUCAGCGAAGGAAUUGUCGAUGGAUUGUUCCAACAGUACGCUGAAAUGCUCGAUGCCGAAAUGGCUAAAAGAGAGAUUAAGGUUCCUAGUUUGGUUGUGGUCUUAAGAAAAUCAAAGUAAGGCCUCGUUUGGUGAGGUAUACUUGAAUUGAAAAUUCCUGGAUUUGGAAUACCCUAGAUUUAAAAUUCUCGAGCAGCACCCAGAAUUUAAAAUCCCCUGUAAUUUAAAAUUUUAUAUGAACUUAAAUUAUGUAGUAUAUUUAGAGGAGUUUGAAUUUAAUUACUAAAUUAACUUUAAUAUUCUUA